Molecule: messenger RNA, 3499 nt
Organism: Eurytemora carolleeae
Lineage: Eukaryota; Metazoa; Arthropoda; Copepoda; Calanoida; Temoridae
Gene: Rgl
Product: ral guanine nucleotide dissociation stimulator
Exons: 8
Coding region: 169-2586 (805 amino acids)
Biological process (GO): positive regulation of GTPase activity; Ras protein signal transduction
Cellular component (GO): plasma membrane
Molecular function (GO): guanyl-nucleotide exchange factor activity
Source: RefSeq, a predicted model, not a curated record
UAGAAAUGAUGCAUCAUAGAAUGUAGAAGUGAAUAGUCAAUGCAUGAAGUGAUCUACUAGUUACGAAUUUAUCUGAUCUGAUCAUUGGACUGAAUAUUGUCGUGCUGAGGGUUGGAUGAGAAGGAAGGACGGAAAUACAAGGGUUUAGCAGCGUGACAGGAAGAGGAUAUGAUUGAACUGUUCAACGGGUUUAACCUGCAUCCCCACACAAUCUCAAUUUGGAAAUCUCAACCAAUUCCGAGAUCAAUUUCAUUGAUCUCCUACUCUGCUAUUGACGAGGAUUCAUGGAUUAAAUCAUCCUGCUCAACCCUACACAAGGAUACACAUGACAAGGAAAACUGGUUUUCUUGGAUCGUGAGUUCUGGAUCCCGGGGAACCCUCUCCCCUUCUCCUCCUCCCUCCCCCCAUCCUCUACCCUUCUCACUUAGCAGAUAUCAUCAACCUACCUGGAGACUGUGGGGGGAGGAGAAGGUAGAUGGAGCUAUAUACACUGUAUACCUCAAGAAGGUUCGCUAUCAUACUCCGACUAAAUCCACAAACUCAGACGAUGAGGACUCAAUCUCCCACCUUGAGUGGGAGACGGUUCGGGUUCGAUUUGUGAAAGCUGGAACUCUAGCUAGGCUAGUAGAUGCUCUAGCUAGUGAUACUGGAGAACUAGAGUCAACAUAUAUAAACGUCUUCCUCGCCACUUACAGAACAUUUGCUUCUGCUAAACAAGUUCUUAAUCUACUCACGGAGAGGUAUGAACAACUGGGGAAUAUGAGCAAAGAAAGAUCUGAGCAGCAUCGUCGAACCCUUCGUCAAGCUCUUCAUGUUUGGUUGGAUCAGUUUCCGGAGGAUUUUAAUGAACCUCCGAACUAUCCUUGUCUGACACAGCUAGAGACAUUCUGUAGGAAGAUAAUGCCAGGAUCAGAACUGGACACAAAGGUUCAACGGAAAGGGAAGCUACUGAGAAAUGAAGGAUCUGUCUCCGAGUCCCCCUUGAUACAGCAGCUACUUGGUUCACACCACUCACCAUCCAGAUACUCACAUAAAUCCCAGUCUCUCCCGUCCUACGCUCUCCCUGGAUUCCAGGAUAUAAUAGAUAUCCCAACCCGACACUUUGCUCACCAGAUCACAGCUAUGGAUAAUGAUCUGUUUAAGAGGGUUGUUCCUCAUCAAUGCCUUGGCUCUGUAUGGUCCAGGAGAGACAAGAACAGGGAUAGAGACGCAGCUACGGUUGUUGCAACCAUAGAGCAGUUUAACGCUGUCAGCUAUAGAGUUAUAUCCACGGUUCUAAUUGAUGCUGAUGCUAAGAACACAACACGAGGACGUGUUAUCUCCUCUUGGAUUGAUAUUGCUCAGGAACUCAGAGUUCUCAAGAACUUCUCUUCACUCAAAGCAAUUGUAUCCGGUCUGCAGUCCAACCCUGUAUAUAGGUUAAAGAAAGCCUGGAGUACGGUUUCUAGGGAAAAACUUGAAAUAUUUGAAGAAUUGGCGCGAAUAUUUAGUGAAGAAAACAACGCGGUUGCCCAGCGCGAGCUCCUGGUCCGCGAGGGAACAGCCAGGUUCGCGGAUACAGCUGGAGAGAAUGAUCAUCAUAUGCAGAAGGUUCUUCAGAAGCACCAAGAGAACUCAAGAGGAGUCAGCUAUGGAACCAUACCAUACCUUGGAACCUUUCUUACAGAUCUGACUAUGAUAGAUACAGCUAUACCUGAUAUUGUUGCUGAAGGAUUGAUAAAUUUUGACAAGAGAAGAAAGGAGUUUGAAGUUUUAGCUCAGAUAAAACUACUGCAGGGAGCUGCCAAUGCCUACUCUAUAGAUCGAGAUCCAAGGUUUACAAAAUGGUUCGAGUCCGUCCUGAUUAUGGACGAGCUUGAAGCAUUCGAAUUGUCUUGUCAGAUCGAGCCGUUGAACCAAACCACUCAGAAUAGCGGGAGCAAGGAAUCCAGGUUUAGACGAAGAAUAACUCCGUUGGGUCAACAUAGAAAGAAUGAUUCUAUCGCUAGUACUGUCUCCGGUAGUUCUAACUCCAGUACUCCUAUGCACUAUGAGACGGACGGAUCUGUUCGAGAUGAUGAUGAAUCCAAGAUGACUGCCUCACUAAACGAUAGUUUAAGAUCUAGAGUUUCUUCAGCUAGCUCAGCCUGCUCCACACCCUCUAUUGAUACUAGUCUUGCCAGUCUAGGAACUCCGAGUAGAUCAGAUAGAGUUAGUGAUAAUCCUGGAGAUCCCGCUCCAGAUCCGUUCAGAACACCAGAGUUCUAUAUUAUCAGGGUAUCCCUGGAGUCAUCAACAGAAGCUACAGAAGGAGUGAUAAUGUACAAGAGCAUAAUGCUGAGUAACCGUGAACACACAAGAGAAGUGAUCUGCAGUGCAAUGCUUAAACAUGGUUUAGAAGGCUCACCAGAUGAUUAUAAUCUGGCGCAAAUGCUUCCAGACAAAGAAUUGAUGAUUCCUUCGAACGCCAACGUGUACUAUGCGAUCAAUACGUCCCACGAUCUAAAUUUUGUUCUCCGACCCCGGAGACCGGAGGUAGAAACUGUCAAGGAGAGAAGAAGAGAUACUAGCAGAGCAAGAAGAAAACUUUUAGGAUUAGCUCUAUAAUCAGCAUAAACAGCCUUACUCUGUUACAAACUCUGCUCUGUAAAAUUUAUCAACCUUUGCAGAUUUGAUAUCAAAGUUUUAUUCUGCAAUUUAUCAUACCAAUCAAACUCUGCAGUCUUCUUCAAUAAUUUACUCUGCAGCCAUUACACCAAACUAGCUCUGCAUCCAUCAUACCAAUCUAGCUCUGCAGCCAUCAUAUCAAUCUAGCUCUGCAGCCAUCAUACCAAUCUAGCUCUGCAGCCAUCAUAUCAAUCUAGCUCUGCAGCCAUCAUACCAAUCUAGCUCUGCAGCCAUCAUACCAAUCUAGCUCUGCAGCCAUCACACCAAACUAGCUCUGCAUCCAUCAUACCAAUCUAGCUCUGCAGACUUCUUCCUAAACUCACUCUGUAGACAUUUUACCAAUCUAACACUGUAGUCAUCAUACCAAUCUAGCUCUGCAGACUUCUACCCAUCUCUGCUCUACAGUUUGUAUACCAAACCUACUUUGCAGCCUAUUCUAUAAACCAGCCUACUCUGCAGCCUUAUAUAUAUAAACCUAUUCUGCAGCCUAUUAUUUAUACCAGCCUACUCUGCAAUUAGCUGAAACAACUCCAGUUUCUGUUAAAACUAACUAUGAGUAUAAGAGGUAUAAUUGAAGAAUUUCUCUCAGAAUAUCUUGCAUUUAAGACGAUCCUAGCAAUACAGAAUGAAACCUAAACCUUCCAGUGGAUUUACUGAGAAAAGUAUUCUCCUCUGUUUUAGUUUAAGCUCGGAGCCUGUAUAAACUUGAUCCCAGAGAAAUCAGCAAGAAACUGAUCCUUGCUAUGAAGAAAAAAAUAAAAAUGAUAUUUAGUCAAGACAAAGUUUCUACGAUGUUAAAUAAAAAUCUAUAGUUUAUAGUUUAGUCAUGAAAUAUAUUUAUUAUUACGUUUAA